AUGGCGGCCUCCGUGUCGGCGGGGGCCGCUGGCCGGCGGCGGUGGGCGCUGGCGGUGGCGGCGGCGCUGGCGGCGCUGGGCUGGCUGCAGGCGGCGCGCGGCGCCGGGGCCGCCUCCGGCCAGCGGCUGCUGCAGCCCUACCCGCCCGGGCGGCACGGGCCGCGGCACGGCCACCGCCACGUCAGGGCCUGCCAGCCCGUCCGGCACGGCAACGUGACGCACGAGGCCUGGCCCGGCGACAACAGCACGGGACUGCCCGCGGCCACCACCCGGACCUUCGUUUCCUACGUCGCCUCGGCCGAAGAGCAGCGCCGGGCGGUGUACGGCCACUUCACCUUCGUGAGGAACCCGCUGAGAACCUUCUCGGUGCUGGAGCCCGGCGGUGCCGGGGGCUGCGGGGCGCAGCGCAGGGUCCCCGUGGAGGAGACGGCGCGGCUGGGCCGGUGCCUGGUGGCCCAGAACGGCGGUUACUUCGACAUGAGCAGCGGGGAGUGCUUGGGGAACGUGGUGAGCGACGGCAGGCUGGUGCGCAACGCCCGCGGCCUGCAGAACGCCCAGUUCGGCAUCCGCAGGGAUGGCACCAUGGUGUUUGGUUACCUGUCUGAGGAGGAUGUCUUGGAUCAAGCAAACCCCUUUGUGCAGCUUGUGAGUGGGGUGGUUUGGCUCCUGAGAGAUGGAGAAGUGUACAUCAAUCAGAGUCAAAUUGCAGAGUGUGAUGAAACUCAAACCACAGGAACCUUUGAGAAGUUCAUCAACGUGAUAUCAGCCAGGACUGCAGUCGGACAUGACAGUCAGGGGCAGCUGGUCUUGGUUCAUGUGGAUGGACAGACGGAAUCUAGAGGGAUCAACCUCUGGGAAAUGGCCGAGUUUCUGAAACAGCAGGGAAUCAUCAAUGCAAUCAACCUGGAUGGUGGAGGGUCGGCAACCCUGGUCCUGAACGGGACCCUCGCGAGCUACCCGUCGGAGCACUGCUCCUUUGACAACAUGUGGCGCUGCCCUCGGAGCAUCUCAACCAUUGUGUGUGUGCACGAGCCUGCCUGCGAGCCUGCAGACUGCAGCGGCCACGGGGACUGCGUGCAGGGGCAGUGCCACUGUGCUGGGGACUUCUGGAGAGGCCCAGCUUGUGACACCUUGGACUGCGGCCCUUCCAACUGCAGCCUGCGUGGCACCUGCACCCCCUCUGGAUGCCUGUGCGAUGCUGGCUGGGUUGGCAGCAACUGCAGCGAAGCUUGUGCGAGCGGUACCUACGGGAAUGCUUGCAGCCAGAAAUGUCAGUGCCAGAACGGUGGCUCGUGUGACCCUGUGCAUGGAACCUGCUCCUGUCCAGCCGGGUACUAUGGCACCAGCUGUGAGCAUGCGUGUCCCGUGGGCCGGUAUGGGCCGAACUGCCAGCAACUCUGCGCAUGCGAACACUCGUGUCCCUGCAACCCGGAGACAGGCAGCUGUAACAUCACCUCUGAACCAGCCAUACAGGACCAGCUCAACAAAGCUUGGUGGUGUUUGGCUUCUGCAGAUCAGGAAAAGAGCAAUGAAAAAUUCUCUCUGUCAGAAAGAACCUGGAUCUCCGUGACCUCGGCCUUGGCUCUGCUUCUCGCCCUUAGUGCCGUGGGAAACGUGGGCCUUUUUCUCAAGGCCAGGUCAGGGGGGCACCACGGAGCUGGUGAUUAUCGCUAUCACCCCCUGAGGGAACUGAACGGAGACGCCAGCCACGCCUCCACAUCCGCCGCCUGCGAAGCAGAAGAUGCUCAGGACCAAAGUCAGACACUCCUUUAGAGUCCCGGAUGGGAAAAGAGAAGAGGUAUUUUUCUCCGCACCUUGCACUGCCACUCAGCACUGACUGUUACAGAGAAUCUUUAGACCUAGAGCCUAAAACUGCUGACAAACCCAAGAGCAGCAGCAAGAUGUUUUAGUCCAGGAAGUCCCUUGCUUCUUGCCCAGUCCAGCUGAGAACACGGCUGGCUUCCCUCACCUCCCCACCUGCUCUGACUGGAGCAGAUGAAAGCUGCCAGGAGAGGAUGCAAGCCAUGGGGCCCAGCUUCCACACACAUGGGAGGGAGUUCCACAGCUGCAGCAGAAAUGGAGCCAUGGGUGUUUCAGAAGGGUCCUUUGUCACAGAGGGGUACAGUCGCUAAGUACGUUGAAGAGGUAAGGUAAACUGCAUGCUGCCUCUUGCAUAAAAGUAGGUGUAAGGAAGCUGGCUUAAGGAUCAUCUGCUGCGUGGUUGCGUGCACUUCCCUUGUAAGAUCAGCCUUCAAACAAAAACUGGAAUUGUUUCACAAUGCUAAAACAGGCGCAGCACACAAACCACAUCAUUCUUCCUCCUGGCCACAGCAGUAUGCUCCAAGGCUGACACACAGGGCUGGGGCUUUCUUGUGCCUUCUUUUCCCACCCCCCCCAAACCUGAUGUUGACUGCAGGGCCAGUUUGCUUUCUUACUGAAUCCUUAGUCCUCGGGCCGGUCGAACAGCUGCUUCAUGAGCACUGUCUUUUCGGUUAGAUUCUCACAGCGCAGCAACAGGAGAAGUCUCACUGGUGCACAAACCUCAGCCUCGUGUUCUCUCCUGCCUCCCACGAGCAGCGUGCUCUGCAAGGCUCAGCCAGAGGUACUGCAGCACGGAGCCCUCCCUGCUGGGGGUGAUUGGAGGAGGCAGAGGGAGCUGGCCAAACCCCGCACUGGGCUCAAUGCACCGCAGCCUGCUCUGCCUUCCCAGCACCAGGCUGCAUUCCCUGAGCCUGCACAGCAUCCCUGCAGCCCUUCUUGCUUCCUACCCUUCCCUCAUUGGGGCAGCAGCCAGCAGGGAGCUGGGGCUAUUUCAGGCAGCCCAACAUCCUGAACGUCUCAGCUGGAAACUGGAUGUUUGACUGGAACACAUACGUGCACAGUGCGAAAGAAAAGCAUCCCAGUUUGUUUCCGUGGGAGGAGGGACUAGCCUUUAAUAUGCGACUUUAAUGCUGCAAAGGUUUGUUUGUUUUGUUUUUGUUUUUUUUUUAAGCCUGAAAAUCUGAGCCUGAACAUUUUUAUGCACUCUGUUUUUAAUCUCUUCAAGCAGAGGAAAUGUAAACUUUUGUGCCACUGCUGGCAUCCAAUCGACUUGUAAACCCAAGAUUCUAUUUUUCUAUUAUUUACAGUGGCCAUUUGAAACUUGAAUAAAGUCAAUUAGUAAUAACUGCCUGAAA
Messenger RNA from Numida meleagris (helmeted guineafowl), 3176 nucleotides. It is a transcript of the gene NAGPA, whose product is annotated as N-acetylglucosamine-1-phosphodiester alpha-N-acetylglucosaminidase. Bases 1 to 1773 code for a protein of 590 amino acids. The record is from RefSeq and is a predicted model, not a curated record. NCBI's taxonomy places the organism in Eukaryota, Metazoa, Chordata, Aves, Galliformes, Numididae. The transcript has 11 exons.